AUGGCGAAAUCGUACAUCGAAUGGUUGAAGAAUCGCAGGAAACAAAAAUUGACUUCAUCCGCUCUCAAAUCGAAGAUGCAGAAAUCUAUAAUCUCGGAAUUGUGGGAAAGAAUGUCGGAGAAGCAAGACAGAACUUUCGACGAGGAACUAGCGAAACGAGUGUUGGAUCAAUCAAGAUACGAGAAGCAAAUCAUGACGAAACUGUGCGAGAUACGCGAGCAAAAGAACAUCAUGGCCGAGAAUCAAAGGGUCGUGGAGGAUAUCAUUUUACACGCGACCGAGAUGGAGGAUCGCGCGAAACACUAUCGUUCUAUCGAUCUGGUCACUGCGAACGAGAAAGAUAUGAAAAUCGAGUGUCAAAGAAUGUGCGAGUUGCGUCAAAGAUUACACAAAAUGAAGAUAGAAAAAAUACGGAAGAAGCAUUGGUCACUUUGUCAAAAAGUGAUCGAUGAUUUGCUGAUCAUCGCGUUCAACAUAUGCGAACAUCGGCAAUUGAACAAUGGCCAGGUACCACUCACGCUUAUCAGCGAAUGGAGGCGCCUAUUUCUCAAAUCUGAGCCGAUCGUCGAGAAAAAGGUACCUUUCGAUCUAGAUACCUCGAAGCGCGAGUUGGAAACAUUCAUCAAAGCGGACGACUGGAGCAAACAUAUCAAGAUUGAAAUACUGCAAGAGACCCUCUUCGACGACUAUAUGGAAUUAAACGAGCCCUGGAAUUUUCUUUUGUCGGAUCUCGAUGAAAAAACGUACGAAAUUCUAAAACUUGGUCAUUUGGUGCUCGGAUACAUCGUGCAUCGACUUCUCGGUGGUCUUUACGCUCGACCCGCGGAUCCUUCUAAACGGUUGAAGAUCAAAAUGAGGAACAUCUCGAUCGUUCUCGGGAUGGAGGAUUCGAAGGCUUACGAGACCCUUUCGAUGUUGCUCGAACAAUCCAAUUUUCAAUUGGUGCGGAUGGACGACGCGAUCAAUCACUGUCUGCAACAGUACAAGAAAGAAAUGGCCGACUUCAAGUACAUCGAUUUGAAUAUAAUCUUGGCGACCACGCAAUUAAUCGAUGUGCAAAUGGAACCAUGCUCGAUGAAACAUGUUAAACGUUCGAGAUGGGCCGAUGAAGUGUCGAUAAUAACGCCGGAAGAAAAAAAUCCGAAGAAAACCGGCAAACAAGCGAAGGACAACAAAUUGCCUUCGAUCAAAAUUCACGAGGAAGAAGAAUUGAAUGCUAGGCACAAGCAGACGCAAACACCGAGGAACAUACCUUACGACGAUAUAGAUCCUAUAUUGACAGAUACUGCGCAUAUAGGUAAGUGGGCCUACGAGUUUCUAACGUUGGGCGAACCUAUCACGAACGAUCUUGGGACCAAAAUCAUAAUCGAGUAUUUAAAGAGUAAGAUGGAUGCGAAAGGCUGGGUUUUCAUCGAUUAUCCAAACUCGUAUGAUCAAAUGUCGUGGUUGGAGACGACAUUAGUAGGUACAAGUCCACCUCCUAACCCAAAAGAGCUCGAAAUCAAGGACAUUAACGUUGAAGACAUCGAGAUAAUAAAACCGAGAAUCAUUUUCGAGGACAAAUCUGAUCCAUACGUAAUGCAAAGACAUUCGAAAAUAUUACCAAGUUCAAUUUUGGAUCAAAUUUACGAAUAUAGAGACACGUUCGUAACGCUUUUCAUUCGAAUGAAGCAACAACCGAGGGACUUCGAGAAAGAUCAUCGAACGUACGAGAAGAUAGACGAGGAAACGUCACCUGUCGAUAGUUUUUACGCGUUUCACAAGAUCGCUCACGUCUUUCAUUACUCGAGCUUCGAUCUGCCCACUUUGAAGAAAUUGGCCAGGCUCAUACUCGGACAUCCGAGGAAGGUGUCCAAAGAAUUAUUCGGGGACGUUUUGGAGAUCUUGAAAAAAGAUCCAAAGCGUCUCCCGAUCACGAAGGAGGCCGUUGUUCGACGCCUCGUUACCGAUGAGGAGUUCGCAGAGCUCGAGCUUAUCAAAGACGUGGAGGAGGAAGAGGAGGAGGAGGAGGAGGAGGAGAUGAAGCACGAGAUCGUGUCCGAGGAAUUUCAACUGGAAUUCGAUUUGAAGCCACCGAAACCUGGCGAACCGAACUGGCAAUGGGUCAAUUUUCCCCUUCCCUCGGUGCUGUUGCAGAACAUGGCCAAACUGUGGGAGAUCUUGGAGGACAUCUAUAUGGAGGAAGUGAAGGAGUUACUGUACCUCAAGAGCGUUCACUCGUCGAACAUUAUUCCGUACACGAGUUUUCUGCAUAAAAACGCGAUGGAAUUUAUAAAACGACCGGAUCACAAGCAGGACAUGAUAUACGAGUUUCAACAAGCGUUCAACUCGAUCGAUAUGGAUGCGCGGAAAGAGGUGGACGUGAAAUGCGAGCUGCAUCGUCGCGUGGCCGAUUUCCAGGCCGACCUCUGGGAAAUUUGCGACGAUAGGAGACACGUCGCCGAAGAGGAACGGAAGCGAUACGUGAGCUUCGAGUGGGCUAUACAAGAGGCGGUGAUCCUCUACGACAUUUUCAUCGGUCUCAUUCAAACCGAGAUAGACCGGUGCAUCGACACCCAACACCUGCUGCAAGAUUACUACAUAGGGAUGUUGAAGAAACCGUUGCGAGAGUUGGGCGUCUCGAAGGUCAUCCUUAACAAGAUCGACGUGGGGACGAGAGAAUUUGACGAGGAGGAAAACGAAGAGGAAUCGCCGAUCUACGAGGAGAACUUGACCGAUCGAAAGAAAAAGGAACGAUCGAAAUUCAAACCUGAAUCGCAGGGGCAGAACAACCCAUCUCCAAUCGCCAUCUGUCGGUUCGACAUCCAAAAGGAGAUCAACCAAGUGUUGCUUGACAGGAACAAAAUGAUCGUGAACGUCGAGGACACCUGUAUGUUUAAGGGGCUGAUGAAGAAUAUCGUUUACGUGAGGGAGAUCCUGGACACGUUGCAUAUGACGGUCCAGGAGACGAUUAAAAGGGAACAAACGGCGUUCAAGGGGAAAGAUUUAUUUUUUAGCGAUUCUGUGGAGUCGAUAAGUAAUACGGAGAAAGUAACGUCGAGGAUACAGGAUUUGUUCUUGGAAUGGCGAUACGUGAGUGAUUACGAGAUCAUAAGAGUUCGGCAGAAACUCGAGUCGAUAAAGAACGUGGCACGGUUGGAUUUCGAUUUUCUGAUAAACACGAUGCAGAGGACGUUUCAUGGGAUUUAUGAUGCUAUCAUAGACAGGUAUUGGCAAGAGAUGAAGAGCGUGAACGAAAUGAUAAACGUGUUCUGUUUCGCGAUCGAGGAGGGUAAAAUGCUCGAGAAGGAGAUAGAAUUGAGGGGCGACAAGUUCAUAAUCAAAUCGAACGUGUACGUGGUGAAAGUGAGGCCUGAAAAGCCGAAAAAACUGAAAGAGCAUCCGACUAUGCGAUUCCGUAUAACCAAGCUCAGCCGGUUGAUGGACAUGUUCAAGCGAGUGGCUCCGAUCGGGAUCAUGUGCGAGCGCACCCUCGUUUACAUUCUUCAAGACAUGGUCUGUCACAAGGAGGGCGAACCAAUGAUGCUUCCAUGCAGAUGGUAUGAUCUUUAUCCGGAAGAUAUCUCCAAUUUGAUCCACAAAAUCUUCAAAUCCGUGAAUUACAUCGAUUGGCGAGAAUUCCUUAUUUACGCGAUGGAUAUCCCGUAUCCGACUUGCCGGGAAAUCUUGAUCACGAGGGAUCGUUUGCGGAUUCAGGAUUACGAAUUGAAAGAAGUCGUGACUUUAGCUCAGUACCAGAGGACGUCGUUCUGGUUUUUCGAGAGCACGGAGAACUUGAUCAAUUUGACCCAUCUUCGAGAGGAGAUUGAUAAAAUGGACAUGUACGAGGAGGAAUAUUAUCACUUCGGCGUUGAUAAAAUUUCUAUACUUUCGAAAGGCAUACAGAGGGCAUACAUUAUGCCGCAUACACUGAAGGCGUCGUGUCUGGAUCCCGAGAUGGCGCUCAGGCGAAUAUUGGCCAAAGACUUGCUCGGUCAAAUGUACAUGAUCGAUUGUGAGUUGAUUAAUUACACGGCGCUGCUGUUGGCUUUUUGCAAGGACAAGAAUCCACGGAAUGGGUUCGCCAUGGCGCUCGCUCUCGCCAUAGGGAAUCCUGUGUGCACCGAUAUGGAAGAGGGAGAGAAAUACGUGAAGGAACUUUUACAGCAGAAACAAUUGGCCCAUGAUCUGGGCACUACUCUUCUUAAGAUUGAAGAGGCUGUCAAGGUAGCAAAACUGCUAAUCAAUUAUAUCCUAAAUAAAGUCGAAAAGAUAAUCGAACGGAGAGAUUUGUAUUGCGACGAAGAAAGUCCUCCAUCCUUUAAAUAUUUCGAUGAACCCGUCGAUCCUGAGGGCGAGGAAAUAGAGGCAUUUGAGGAUAAUGAGAUAGAAAACGAGAUAGAGACCCCGCCAGAACUCUCGGAACUGAUCAUUUAUUGGAUCUCUCUCGACCUUUGUCUCACAGUACUGGCUGCAGCUUUGCCAUGGUAUCUACUGCUACAACCAGAAUUUAUCAGCCCAUAUCCAUCAAUACAUGAAAAAUUAGCUAGCGUAUUUGAAGAAUUAAGAGACAAGGAGCUUAAUCACGAGAAGAAUAUCGUUUUGGCGCAUCGGUUUUUAAAUCAUGAAUUCAUAAAUCGAUUGUUAGCCAAUGUUUCCAAAUUCACCAUUAAGGAUAUGAAAAGCAUUGUUGAGGAAGUUAUUCAAGAAAGGGAAAAUGCAAAAAUUCAACAAAAUGCGAAAUCUUCGUAAAAAAAAAA
Messenger RNA from Apis laboriosa (Himalayan honeybee), 4739 nucleotides. Its product is annotated as sperm flagellar protein 2-like. The record is from RefSeq and is a predicted model, not a curated record. The transcript is spliced from 9 exons. Lineage: Eukaryota; Metazoa; Arthropoda; Insecta; Hymenoptera; Apidae. Bases 1 to 4731 code for a protein of 1576 amino acids.